Messenger RNA from Adineta ricciae, 552 nucleotides. The record is from the annotation of a GenBank genome assembly. NCBI's taxonomy places the organism in Eukaryota, Metazoa, Rotifera, Eurotatoria, Adinetida, Adinetidae.
AUGGAUAAAUCACUAUCUUAUCAUCAGUAUUAUCAAAUCGUUCCGCCAACGGUACACGCAACAAAGUAUCGAAGUAAAAGUUCGGAAUCUUUACCCAGUCAUCAUCUUCAACCGACAAUUCUAUUCGAACAACAUCAGCAACAUCUGAAUAGAAAAGCCAAAGUCAAAAAAUCCAACACUGCAUUGAUUGAUUUUCAAGUGAAGCCAUCGGCGAACACAUCGUCUGUGCUACGUCGUCGAUUUAGUCUGUUUCGGGCAAAACGUUGCCAUCAGUCCGACGAACAAGCUGAUAUUCAAACCCUUCAACAGACAAUCGAUCAAUUAAAACAGGAUUUGUUGAUAAAAACAAAUGAACUUGAAGGAAUGAAAGAAUUAAUCGAGAAUAAACGAAAUACAAUGCGACACACGCCAGGUGAUUCAAUUGAACAAGCGAUGCGUCUGCAGUUGAUCCUACAUGCUCGACUUGAAGAGAUGCUUCGAGAAAACGAACUUUUGAAAAAAACCAUUUGCGAUCUUGAAACAUUUGCACAACAACAAAAAAGUAAGAUUUGA